Molecule: messenger RNA, 1915 nt
Organism: Lineus longissimus
Lineage: Eukaryota; Metazoa; Nemertea; Pilidiophora; Heteronemertea; Lineidae
Product: collagen alpha-1(V) chain-like
Exons: 9
Coding region: 170-1915 (581 amino acids)
Biological process (GO): extracellular matrix organization
Molecular function (GO): extracellular matrix structural constituent conferring tensile strength
Source: RefSeq, a predicted model, not a curated record
UCUGGGAAGUAGCUGUCCUAACACCCCUUUCGCAAUGGCUUCGCCCCGAUCCACGUGUUUCGAUGUGAAAUCGGUUGAUGGAGUAGUUAGCCGGGAGAUCCCAGAGUGAGCGCCGUUGCUCAUAAAGAUCUCAUUUUCUUAGGAAUAACUCGAAGAAAGUGGCUGAAACAUGCAUAUAAGUGCGCUGUUUUUGGCCCUGUUGCUGGGGAUUCAGUUGCAUCUCAAUGCGGGCACUUUCAUCGAUCUUCUCCAGCCAAUAGGAGUGCUCGACCCGUCAGAUGACACGAUACGUUAUGACACCGGCAUCGACGGCCUGCCGACGUUCCGGCUUACGGAACGUGCCAAAAUAACGGGUGACGUUAGCAUAAUUUCUCCGGACUAUAUGUUAUUUCCGGACUUUUCAAUUCUAGUCACCGUAAAACCGGCCGAGCAACGCGGUGGGUAUCUCUUCUCCGUCGUGGAUCCUUUUGAACUUGUGAUGCAACUAGGUCUCAGUAUUUCGGACUCCGAGUCCGGUUUGCAAAACAUCUUUCUCCAUUAUUCCGACUACAGGACACGGACAAGUGCUAAACCUAUUGUGAAAUUCACCGUACCAAAUAUGGUCGAUAAAUGGACAAGGUUCGCACUGAGUGUUCGUGGAAAUAUGACGGAUUUGUAUUUCAAUUGUGUGGAGUAUGACAGUUAUAACAGGGUCAGGACACCAGUACCUCUACCAUUCGACGCGGGAUCAACGUUGUAUAUCGGCCAGGGAGGUGGAGAGUUUAAUGGAAAAUUCUUGGGUUCUCUGCAAGAGUUGAGCUUGUAUUCCGACCCUGACACAGCAGCUAAGCAUUGUGACGUCAGGCAGGAGAGGCUGAAUGGACACAGACCCAACAGGCAUAAUGGCGAGGGAAGCGGUGGCCUCAUCGACACUGACGACGAAGAUAUGUUCGGUUCUGGCAAUGGCGAAGACAAGACAACAAUGACAGUGAUACCCGUCACCAAAACAAGUCCGCCACCAACGGAUGGUGACCUCACUAUAGAUGGAAAAGAAACUACAGAGGGCGGGGACGGCGGCAGUGCCGAUGACAACACAGAGAAACCGGAUGUUCUGGAAAUGACGUCAAUACCACCGUUUAUUACACCACCCCCACCAUUCCCACCAUUCAUGACGACAGAAAAAUCUGGUGAGAUGUCUGCAGGGCUUCCUGGCCCCGUCGGACCACAGGGACCUAAAGGUGACAUUGGCGAGAAAGGUGAUCAGGGCCCACCAGGACUGAGCGUGCAGGGACCACCAGGACCGCCAGGACCACGGUCAGAUUUAAUCAGUGAUCUUGGUCAGAAGGGCGACAGGGGUGACCCCGGUAUGACUGGUUCAGUUGGGUUGCCCGGUACACCUGGAUUACCUGGAAUAGAUGGUGAUAAGGGAGAGAAAGGAGAUGCUAUCAAAGGGCCCACCGGCCCGCGUGGCCUGCGAGGGCCUGCAGGACCACCUGGCCCACCAGGAAUCAGUCUCAUCAACGCUGACGGCUCUGGAGAGAUGCUGGAGGGGAGUGGGAUGCCCAGGUCAGGAGGGAGCAUGGGGAAGGUUGGACCGAUGGGACCGAUGGGACCGAUGGGACCGAUGGGACUAAGGGGUCUUGUUGGGGAACCAGGCUUGGCUGGGGCAGUGGGACUGCCGGGGACGCCAGGACUGCCAGGAAUACCAGGCAAAGUAAUCUACCUGACCAAUACUACAGACUCUGACAAUGAUGAUGUCAUGAUGAAUGCUACCAAGGGUGAACCCGGUGAGCCUGGACUCCCAGGCCCGGUUGGACUGGUAGGGCCAGAGGGACGCCCAGGUGAAUCUGGAUUGCCGGGAUUGAUGGGAGAAAAGGGAGACGUUGGUCCAAUUGGUCCUAAAGGAGUCACUGGGUCGACGGUAAGAUUUCAUUAG